AGGCGCUGAACGCUGCUGCCGCCAAAGAAGCCAAAGAAGCGGCGCCCAAGCCGAAGCCAAAGCCCGAGAAGGAGAAGGAGAAGUCCGCGGCCGCCAGCUUCUUCUCCUCCUGGUCGGCCAUGCUGCCGUUGGGGGACUUCUUGGCGGCGCCCGUGCCGGACAAGAAGGAGGAGCCGCUGGCGAAGGUGGAGGAGUGGACGGAGCAGGAAGUGGAAACCUUGAAGUGCAAGCUGAGGGUGUGUCGCUGGAUCCCGGCCGCCCGCCCGCCCCGGGAAUGGCUGCCAGACGUGCCCUGGAAGGGACGAGCGCAGCGGCUCUGGCGCCCCCCGGAUCUGCUGCUGAUGGCGGAGUUCUGGACCUGCGGCGCCGCCCAGCCGCUGCUGGAUCUCGAGGUGCAGCUGGUCAUCUCGGGGGAACAGAAGACCAACCUCCAGCUUGGCCUGCUGGCGUUGCUGGGCAUCCCCCGGCAAAGCCCUUUUGGCCAUCGGGUGCAAUGUGCAUGGUCCCAAUUGGAAGCGAUUCGCGCGUGGUGGCAAAAGAGCAGCCCAGACAGGACGCCUAAUGAAGGUGCUUCGGCGUGGGUUGCCACUUGCCUCUAUCGCCACGUAUAUCCCGUGAUCUUGAAGGCCAUGGACUCGGAAAAGGUUUCGGAGAAGGAAUUGGAGGAGAUCUUCGUGUGCGGCAGCUUCGUGGCGCUGGGGGACCUCAGCAGCAGCCAGGACUUUGCUGUGGCGGGCCUUCACCAGGCGCCCCGCGAGCUCGAGGCGCGGCUGGCGGUGCCCGGCCACUUCCCGGCCGCGGCCCUCGCCCGGGGCCUGCAGCGCCUCGCCCAACGCGCCGCCGCGGAGGAGCGGCAGCUGGGGGCGGCGGAGGCGGAGACGGCGGUGCGCCUGGCCAUCGCGCUCUCGGAGCGGAUCCGGCAGCAGGGGGAGAAGGCGCCCGAGGAGCUUCUGGUGCCCACGGGCACCGGACAGCUACGGCCCGCGCAGCUCUGUGUCUUCAACAACAUGGAGUGGCUGUCAGAGGAGGAGCAGCAGAAGCGGACCCGCGCGGUGACGAGCAGCGGCUUGCACUGGGUGCACCACAGCAUCUCCAACGACGUGGCGCAGUCCUUGAAGGUGCAGGGCCUCAGCACCCAAGUGGCGGCGGAGGCUCUGGCGGCCGCCGAGGAUACGGAGGAGACCGGCGCCUGGUUCGAGGCGGCCGGGCAGGCAGAGCCGCUGACCGCGCGCCUCAAGUCCCUGCUGCAGGACAUGACCGACACCAAGGACCUGGGGCUCUUCAAGGCCUUGCUGCAGAAUGCCGACGACGCCCAGGCCAACAAGGUGCAUUUCGUCUGGGACUGGCGGAGCUUCGGCCGGCAAUCGCUGCUGUCCCCGGAGAUGGCGCGGUGGCAGGGCCCGUGCUUGUGGGCCCACAACGACGCCUCCUUCUCCUCCCAGGACUUUGAGAACAUCACGCAGCUGGGCGCGGUGCAAAAACGCUCCCGCACGGCGCAGAUCGGACGUUUCGGCUUGGGCUUCAACUCCGUCUACAGCCUCACCGACCUGCCGAGUAUCCUCAGCAACGACGUGGCGCUGUUUCUGGAUCCCCACGUCCAUCACUUGAGGUCCAUGUGCGCCACGCCGGCGAAGCCGGGCAUCAAGCUGAAGUUUCUGAAGUUUGACGUGCUGGACCAGUUCCGGGAUCAGUUCGAGCCCUACCACGGCAUGUUCGGCUGCGAUCUCAGCUCCAGCACGUCCUUCCCGGAGACUUUGAUCCGCCUGCCCUUCCGCACCGCGGAAUCCGCGAAGAUCAGCGAGAUCAGCGACACAGUAACGUCGCCGGAAGGCGCCAUGGCCUUCCUGAAAGCCUUCCACGCCGCGGCGGCGGAGUGUCUCAUCUUUCUGCAGCACGUGCAGAGCAUCGAGUUCUGCUGGAUCCCGGCGGACGCGAAACCCGGGGCCACGCCCAGCAGCGUCAUGCAGAUCCAGGUGAUGCCACACGGAAUCCCCGUGUCCUUGCGCGAAAACCCGCCACUGGAAGUGAGUACGGACGAGCAAGCGCUGCAAUACCGCGGACUUUUCUCCUCGAGGACAGUCUCUCAGAGCAAGGAGAAGCAGAGCUUCAUCUCGGAGUUGAUGGGCCGUCUGGGCAUGGCCACCUCCUCUCCCGAGAUCCGGCCCUACGUCUCAUUCAACCUGGUAAUUUCCAUUGCGUGGAUGCCGCCGCCAGAUCUGCAACAGGAGUUCAAGACGGAGCCCAGCCGCCAACUCGAGGCGUGGCGGCUUAUCCUGCAGCACGACAACCCGGCGGACGAGCGCUGGGCCAGCGCCGUCUCGGAGGCCGUAGACCUCGUCCCCUUCGCCGGCCUGGCGCUUUGCCUCUCCCGGCCCCUGCGCCCUGCGGAGCCGAGGAUCAGCUGCUUCCUGCCGCUGCCCAUCCGCAGCUCGUUGCCCUUUCUGAUCAACGCCAACUUCUGCCUGCGGGACCCGUCCUCCCCGGACCGCCUGGACCUGGCGCGACAAGGCGAGAAGUCCGAUUGGAACCUGCUGCUGCUGCGGAACAUCGUGGAGCCCUUGAUCUGCAGUCUCAUCCAGGAGCAGGCGGCGGCGGUGCAGGGCUUCAGGUCCCAAGCCGCGGGGCCCACCGCGAAGCGCGAGGCGGCGGUUUGGGCAGAUGGGAUUUGCUGCCUCAUGCCUUGCAAGCCGCAGCUGCCGCAGAGCUUGCAAGAGCUCUUGAAUUUGCCGUCCAUCUACCAGUCGCUCGCAACAGCGCCGCUCUUCCCGGCCCUGCCCGUCGGCGAGCGGCGGGACUUGGCUGCGCUGCUGGACGUCGCGCGCAGCUCGUUGCUCUCCUUCGCGGACUCCGUGCAGCCGCUGGGAGAGGUGGCCAGCGAGGCGCAAAGGCAAGCCGUGCACGAGUUCUUGGGCCAGCUUACCUCGGAAGGCGGGCGCGCCUUUCUCUUCUGCUGCGUCACCCAGCCCGUGGCCGCUGAGUUUGCCGCGGCUCAGGUCCAGCGCAAGGCUGUGGUCAGCCGAAAUCUGGUGCUGUCCUGUUUGGAGCAGCACAAAGACCGCGCCGCUGGUUUGAGUGCCGCGCAGAGUGCUCAGCUCCUGGGCUUCGUGCUGCAAGACGUGGACCUCGCGCCCAAGCUGCAGAACCUCCCGCUGGCGCCCCUGUGCGAUGGCCGGGUCGCAACCUUCGACCCCAACAGUGGGCCGCUCUACCUCGCCAGCGACGGAGCUUCCGCUUCCGCCGGCGACGGAGCUGCGAGCGCGCAGCGGGUCCUGCAGCAGUUGACGCCGAAGGCGGUGCUGGACAUCUCGGCCUUGGAUGCCAAGGCCUUGCCGGCCUUGCGCCAGCACGCCGGGCAGUUGGGUCUCCACCCGGUGGAGACCUGCGAGCACCUGGGCGCCGCGCUGCGCGCCGCGGUGCCGCGGCUCUGCGCGGCGGCGGUGGAGCGGUCCUCCGUGUUGGCGUCCAUCGAUGAGACCUUGGGAGGACGGCUGCUGGGUGGAAGCUACCGCCGGGCUUCUGCGGUGUCGCUUGGCUUCGGCAACGAAGAAGCCGCCAACUCCACGCUCUGCGCUUUGUGGUCCUUCAUGGAGCAGG
Molecule: messenger RNA, 3594 nt
Organism: Effrenium voratum
Lineage: Eukaryota; Dinophyceae; Suessiales; Symbiodiniaceae
Source: the annotation of a GenBank genome assembly